AUGCUCCACUCUAUGUGUGAUAUGACAGGAGCACACAGCAGUUUGGGCGUUAAUGCAAAGGGGGCUCAUUCAUUGCAGGAAACACAAUCUUCGUCCAUAAAAGGACAUGGAUCAACAAACGAUUCACCUGCGACAAGUGUACCACCACAAGAAGGAUCUGAAUCAACAUUAACAUCUAGAGCACCGACGCCUGCACUGCCUGAACUUACUUUUCCAGAUAAGGUAAAAGAGGCAAUCGAACGAAAAUCAGCAGAUGCCCUCAAAACUCAGUUCUCACCACUCAACACAACGGAUUCACUCCCGCAUAACGGAAGAGGGAAAGGUAGACAUCGUGCGACUUCAUCUGCCGUCUCUGCUUCGCAAUAUGCAGUGAUCAUCGGGAUUGCUUUGAUUGAUUUCGAUCAUGCAGAAGGACCAAGAGUUGAGUAUGCACAUCCAAAAGAGGUAGCAGAGGAUGAAGAAUUACGCACAAACUUGCCUUUCCUUGCUCUACCUGACGGAUCACACGCUCGAGAAAGCGAUUUCUGCUACUUCCACGUACUGAGCAAGUCUCUAUCGCCUUCGACUGUAUUUGGGAUCAGCUGCAAUCGUCAGAUAGCAAGUGAUAGUCUAACGGUCAGAGGAGCAGAAGUCACACGAAGUACUGUACAGAAAGCUGUUGUUGUACUCGCUCGUGAUCCGGUAUUUGGUCCGAUUAAGGAAAAGUUGGGUAUCGUCACACAAGCGCUAUUUGCCCAGAAAGACUUUACCAACGUCGACAUUUUGAUCGAAUUUCAUGCCACUCUGGAAGCGGGACUGAGGUCCGCACAUGCCAUACCGCAAAGCCUACCGACAACUCCACAAGAUGGCAAAGAUGGUGCAGUAGAUGCCCAAUUGGCUGUACAGAAAUAUCGCGAGGAAGAGCGAAAGGAGCGUGAGGCAACAAUGUACAUGGGAACAUCGUUGCGAGAGCUAAUCUACAAAUGGCGCUUCAAGACGCUCAUGCUAGUCAAGCUAUUGUUGCUACAGCGCAAGAUCAUGUUCUUUGGCUAUCCUGUGGAGAGACUGUGCACAUACCAAUACAGUUUGAUCUCGCUUAUACCCGAUCUGCUUUUCAACUUGGCAGACGCAGGGUCGCCUGCACUCGAUACCCAAACCUCAAAAAGGAAACGUGCCGAAUCGCUAAAGACAUCUGAUCGUCAGAGUUUAAUGCGAUUCAUGGGCUUCCCGCUACAUCUAUUCGGCGAAGGCUCAUUCUUCCAGCCUUACCUACCACUUCAGCAACUGGAAAUGGCAGCAAAGAGCAAGAGCUAUCUAGUAGGAACGACAAAUAGCAUCUUUCGAAUGCAGAAAGAAUGUGCGAUCGACGUAAUCGUUGAUCUCGAACAGUCCAAUAUCGAAUUUCUGGAUCCCCAUUUGCACAGUAUAAUCGCCCUGACGCCGGCUGAUCGGAAGUGGAUGGAUGAUAUUGUACACUUGGUGCUGGAUACAUGGAAUCCUGAUGAUCCAACAAGACCCAUAUCGAUGCAAUUCCAGGGUAGUGACGAUCAUCUAAGGGCGAAGUUUGAGGAGUACAUCACUGCAUUAUUGGCUAGCGUCAAAUAUAGCGAUUACCUUGCUGCUCAUCGUGCCGAGCCUGAUCCGAUAAUAGCAUCCGAUCGGCCAACCUCUGAGUCGUUCGGGGCUGAAUUCGUUCAUGCUCUCAAACAGACACGUUGCUUUGAGCUAUGGAAUCGCACAACGGAUCAAAUGAUCUUUGAUUUAUUCGAGAAGAAACAUCCGUGCGAAGGCAAGACGAGCACGUUGGAAGAUGUCUCGCUGAGAUUGACGAGCGGGAUUUAUGAUAUGCAUCUAGAUGAAAAGUUGGCUUUGCCAAAGGAAACGCGAGAGAUGACUGCAUGGAAAUAUGCCAACAAAUGGGGAUCAGAUUUAGCACGAUUCCGAAGAGAACAGAUGGCACGAGCUCAACAGGCGAGUAAUAAUGACAAUGCAGGAACGGAAAAAACAGUCGAUGACGCAGCAGCUACGAUUCAUGCUCCCGAUCAAGGCAUCCAUCAUGUCAAUUCUGCACCAGAGGAUGCGGCUAAGGGAGGUAGUGGCAGUGGCUUCCUGACACCUGCUCAACAACAAGCAGCGUUGGAUCUACAAAAGCAAGCAUCAGCUGCUGCAGCACAGGCGGGAACACAAAUGCGAGCAGCGUUGAGUGGAUUCGGAAGCUUUUUGUCAGCACGUCAAAAGGCAUGGUCAGCAGGUGCCGCGCCCGGAGAAACGAAUGUCAAGCCAGGAACAACGGCGGAAGAACUAAGUGAUGCCGGCAAAAAGACAACACAGUCAACGGCUGCCACAACUUCAUAAUCAUUUUGUCAGAAAGCCUUUUUUUCUUGAGCAAAGCUGUAUUUUACACAUGUACUUAAUAAUCAAUAUGUCAAAUCGAUCGUGUAUGCACUAUCUGUGGUCAUGUUCAAGUGAACAGUG
Molecule: messenger RNA, 2454 nt
Organism: Meira miltonrushii
Lineage: Eukaryota; Fungi; Basidiomycota; Exobasidiomycetes; Exobasidiales; Brachybasidiaceae
Exons: 3
Coding region: 1-2334 (777 amino acids)
Cellular component (GO): cytoplasm
Source: RefSeq, a predicted model, not a curated record